Messenger RNA from Papaver somniferum (opium poppy), 862 nucleotides. RefSeq names its product leucine-rich repeat protein 2-like. The coding region runs from base 53 to 673 and encodes 206 amino acids. Gene Ontology annotation, molecular function: protein binding. The transcript has 7 exons. The record is from RefSeq and is a predicted model, not a curated record. NCBI's taxonomy places the organism in Eukaryota, Viridiplantae, Streptophyta, Magnoliopsida, Ranunculales, Papaveraceae.
UUUUUUUCUUGUUCUUCAUUGCUGCUUCCAAUCUCUUCUUCAAGCAUUAGAAAUGAGAUUGGUUCUUUGUUUAGUCACACUUGUUUCAACUAUUUCUGCCAAUUCUGAAGGGGACAUACUUUAUGGUUUUAGAACAAGACUAUCUGAUCCUAACAAUGUUCUUCAAAGUUGGGACCCAACUCUUGUGAAUCCGUGCACUUGGUUUCAUGUUACUUGUGAUUCUGACAAUCUUGUUAUCAGACUAGAUUUGGGUAAUGCAAGUCUUUCUGGUAGUUUGAGUCCCCAGCUUGGUCAACUUCAACAUCUUCAAUACUUGGAGCUUUAUAGUAAUAAAAUCUAUGGGAAAAUCCCAAAGGAAUUGGGCAAUUUGAAAAGUCUUGUUAGCAUGGAUUUAUAUGAUAACAAACUACAAGGAAAAAUCCCAAAAUCUCUUGCUAAAUUGAAGUCUCUUAAGUUUCUGCGUUUGAACAAAAACAAGUUGACUGGAUAUAUCCCAAGGGAGCUUACUAAACUAUCAAAACUCCAAGUGUUUGAUGUUUCACAUAAUGAUCUCUGUGGAACAAUUCCAAUUGGUGGCCCAUUCGGAGAUUUCCUCAUUAAAAGCUUUAUAAACAACAGUAAACUCGGUGGACUCGAGCUUCCAGGACGAGCAACUUAUGAUUUUGGAUGCUAAUGAGAACUGAUUCCAGCGAAGAACACCCACUGCAAGAAACUAGCCCGGUGAAAAACCUGUCGACUACUGUAACAAAUAAAAACAAGCUAUGUGAAUUACGAGACUAGCAUGUAAUGCAUUAUUAGAUCUUACGGAAUAAUGGUUGUAUCUGUAACAAAAACGUUAUAUAUGUAUAUAUAUAUAUUUUUG